AUUUAGCUGGAUCAUACAGGCAUAUUUGCAACGUUAUGUGCAACCGUUGUGUUUUUACUCCAUUUCCUGAUCGGGGGAAUAGCUGCCUCGACACUGGAUCAUUCUUUUUAAACUUUAAAGCUUGUAGUAGUUGUCAGAAAAGGACACUGAUUGAAACUUGUAAUAAAGAAUCGAAAGAGGAAGAAGAUCAAACAGAAGUAAUCAAGUAUCAACAUAUAUGUCCUAAUUGCCGACACGUCAUUGCCAACCAUGAGUACACUUUUCAAGUAGAGGAAGGUUAUCAGAUUUAUGGCAUGGAAUGUUUACUUUGUGGUUGCGGUGAAGCAACCGUUAGCGUUAUGCCUAACGAUCCUAGAAAACUUUUAAUCAACAAUGGGUAUUGAAUAUCUUUCAAUGUGAUAGAUCUUUAUUUAAAAAUUUACUUAAAUAAUAACGACAAACAUAAAAAUUUAAUAAAAAAUUUU
Trichoplax adhaerens is the source of this 464-nucleotide messenger RNA. RefSeq lists its product as hypothetical. The record is from RefSeq and is a predicted model, not a curated record. The transcript is spliced from 4 exons. Bases 36 to 383 code for a protein of 115 amino acids. Gene Ontology annotation, biological process: positive regulation of DNA-templated transcription; multicellular organism development; fibroblast growth factor receptor signaling pathway. Gene Ontology annotation, molecular function: zinc ion binding. Lineage: Eukaryota; Metazoa; Placozoa; Uniplacotomia; Trichoplacea; Trichoplacidae.